Messenger RNA from Acanthopagrus latus (yellowfin seabream), 2203 nucleotides. RefSeq names its product cartilage associated protein (gene crtap). Gene Ontology annotation, biological process: peptidyl-proline hydroxylation to 3-hydroxy-L-proline; collagen fibril organization. Lineage: Eukaryota; Metazoa; Chordata; Actinopteri; Spariformes; Sparidae. The transcript is spliced from 7 exons. Gene Ontology annotation, cellular component: endoplasmic reticulum. The record is from RefSeq and is a predicted model, not a curated record. Bases 376 to 1593 code for a protein of 405 amino acids. Gene Ontology annotation, molecular function: collagen binding; protein binding.
AAUUAGUGAUCGAGAAGAAUGAAUGUAUAACGCUGAAGGGAAGUUUUUAUGGACUAACGUUCGAUCACACUGGUCAUGAAUGUCGAACCCGGAAUUUCUACCUCGGCCGUAUUGUGAAGUUAUUAAAAGUCCCCCUCUGUGGCAGCUGUGUAAGUGUACUGUAUUUGGACAGGACAGCGGCAGUGAUUUACUUGUGUGAUCUAGUGGGAGGAGUAGCUCCACCCGCUGGAGAGCGCCUGCUCCUGCCCGGGGGAGGGGAAGCUUUGUCCGGAUACGUGGUGGAACUUGAGGCGGUCCUAGAGACCCACGCACACCGACAGUCCGGUGGACCAUCCCCAGCCAGCCUCGGCACCAAACUUUCCCAAAAUAAAAAAAAUGGCACCCUCCACUUCUUCCCAACGCUUCUCUGCGCUCUUGAUCUUACUCGCCGCCUCUGCCGUGGACUCCCAGUACGAGAAAUACAGCUUCAGGAGCUUCCCCAGGAGCGAGCUGAUGCCGCUGGAGUCCGCGUACAAGUACGCGCUGGACCAGUACACCGGCGAGAAGUGGAAGGAGACGGUGGAGUACAUGGAGGUGUCCCUGCGGCUCUACCGGCUGCUGCGGGACAGCGAGGCCUUCUGCAACCUCAACUGCAGCUCCAUGAGGCUGGACGACGAGCACAAGUUCGCGGAGUUCGCGGAGCUGCGGGCGUUCGGGAACGUGAUGAAGAGGGCGCAGUGCCUGAAGCGCUGCAAGCAGGGGCUGCCCGCCUUCAGGCAGACCAUGCCGAGCCGGGACACCAUCGACGAGUUCGAGAGGAGGGAGCCGUACAAAUACCUGCAGUACGCGUACUUCAAGUCCGACAACCUGGCCAAGGCGGUGUCUGCCGCCCACACCUUCCUGCUGAAACACCCCAAUGACGAGAUGAUGCAGAGGAACAUGGCCUACUACAAGAGUCUGCCUGGAGCCGAAGAACACCUCAAAGACCUGGAGACCAAAUCUUAUGAGACAUUGUUUGUGCGUGCGGUGCGGGCGUACAACGGGGAAAACUUCCGGACCUCGGUGUCAGACAUGGAGCUGGCCUUGCGGGACUUCCUGAAGGUCUACGACCAGUGUUUGGCUGCGUCCGAAGGACCCAGGGACGUCAAAGACUUUAAAGACUUCUACCCCUCCAUCGCUGAUCACUACAUAGAGGUCCUUGACAGAAAAGUGACGUGUGAAAGUGACCUGACUCCUGUCGUGGGAGGCUUCGUCGUUGAGAAGUUUGUGGCCACCAUGUACCACUAUCUGCAGUUUGCCUAUUACAAAUUGAAUGACCUGAAGAACGCGGUGCCAUGUGCAGCCAGCUACAUGCUCUUUGACCCCAACGAUGAAGUUAUGAAGAAUAACGUGGCCUAUUACCAGUUCCACAAAAGCCGGUGGGAUCUGACAGAUGAGGACUUCCUGCCCAGAUCAGAGGCAUUGCGGUACUACAAUCAGACCACCAUGCAGCUACAGAUGCUGGAGUUCUCCAGACAGCGCCUGGUGAGCGACGAUGAGGGUGAGGUGGUGGAGUUUUUAGAUGAGUUCCUGGACGAAGAUCAACCCAUGGUGGAAGGUCCGCCGCAACACUGAGGAUCCAACACACAAACAACGAAACGGCACAAACACUCCCCAGUUUGUAUUUAUUGGGUUUUGUACGAGGCUCUGAUUGGUCACUGUGUUCUUACCUGUAGAUUCAAAACCCUGAUUUUAAAAAAAAAUUUUUUCCUAAUCUCCUAUUUUGUGCACUAAAUAUCCAUCUGAGUGGUAUGGACAUACUGUACAGCACAGUGGCUAAAUGGUUUAAAGACGGUUAUGAGAAUAGAGAUUUAAAUAUUUUUUACUUGCUUGUUUUUGGAAUCAUUCCUUCACUGUGAAUCUUUUUCUUACAAAGACGGCAUUUUUUUUUCUUCUUUUUUUAACAAUGAAAUGAUAAUAAAACUUCAGGUCUUUUAAGUGACUGUCACAGUGUUGUUGUAAUAGCUCAGCUGUUUUUGUCCAUUACAUUUCAUUCAAUAUCUUGGAGAUAUCAGAAUAUAUAUUCAAACAAACAACAAAGAGGAACAAAAUAGGUCUAUAUAAAUAAAAAACAAAAGAUAAGGACAUGAACCAGUAAAGUUAAAAAGGGUGUAAAAAGAAGAUAUUUAUAUUUGUCUUUGAAUAUAUCAGUCUUUAAAUUAAACUGCUAAUGUUUUAAAUGAGA